AUGUAUAAACCUACUGGCACAAUGAACGACAGAUACUCCAAGUUAUCAAAGAUUGGGGAAGGAACAUAUGGCAUUGUUUACAAAGCUGAAGAAAAGAAAACGGGUCGCGUCGUUGCUUUGAAAAAAAUGCGACUUGAGUCUCAUAAUAACGAAGGAGUAUCUGGUACCGCAAUGCGAGAGAUAACAAUAUUAAAAGAAACAAAUAACAAAAAUGUUGUAAAGUUGUUAGAUACCAUUCAUGCAGAUAAGGACCUUUACCUUGUGUUUGAAUAUCUUGACAUGGACUUGAAAAAAUACAUGGCAUCGACUCCACAAUUUUCAACCGAGACAAUAAAGAAAUUACUCUUUCAGCUAGUUAGUGGUGUUUAUUAUUGUCAUUCUCGGCGCAUACUUCAUCGUGAUCUGAAGCCUCAAAACCUACUCAUUGACUCAAAUGGCAAUUUGAAAUUGGCCGAUUUUGGUUUAGCAAGAGCAUGUAGCAUUCCAAUGAGAGCUUACACACACGAGGUUGUAACUCUUUGGUAUAGAGCCCCUGAAAUUCUUUUGGGCUCUCCGCAAUAUUCAACUGGUGUUGACAUGUGGAGCGUCGGAUGUAUUUUUGCAGAAAUUUUAAAAAAAGCUGCAUUAUUCCAAGGCGAAAGCGAGAUUGAUCAAAUUUUCAAGAUAUUUUCUAUUCUCGGAACUCCCGAUGAAACACUUUGGCCAGGAGUAACUAAUCUCCCAAAUUUCAAUGUCACAUUUCCAUAUUGGGAGCCGCAGCCGCUCGAAAAAUCCUUUACUGAAUUGGACGAUAGAGGAAUCGAUCUUUUAGAUGGAUUUUUGACUUACGAGCCUAGUUGCCGAAUUUCAGCAAGAGCCGCACUUUUUCAUCCUUAUUUUGAAAAUUGUAAUGAAAUGCCAUUUUGA
Funneliformis mosseae is the source of this 906-nucleotide messenger RNA. NCBI's taxonomy places the organism in Eukaryota, Fungi, Glomeromycota, Glomeromycetes, Glomerales, Glomeraceae. The record is from the annotation of a GenBank genome assembly.